This is a messenger RNA of Salvelinus sp. IW2-2015, 2570 nucleotides long. The record is from RefSeq and is a predicted model, not a curated record. NCBI's taxonomy places the organism in Eukaryota, Metazoa, Chordata, Actinopteri, Salmoniformes, Salmonidae.
UCCAGCCCUGGAGGAUAACAGAGGAGAAACACACACACCACGCUCUUUUACAAGAGGUUCUGGAAAACCAAGAGAGAGAAAGAGAGAGAAAGAGAGAGAAAGAGAGAGAAAGAGAGAGAGAGAGAGAGAGAGAGAGAAAGAGUCGUGGAACCUAUAGGACACAGGUUUCUACUGAACCUUCCCACACCCUUCAGAGGUCAAUGCUUUGCUUUGGGCUUUCUGCUUCUCUUACCUCCGUCUCUUUCAGUUUCUCUGAACAUUGUUACUUUUUAAAACCUUUAGCCUUUUCCUCGUUGUCCGUGUCGAGAAACACAAAAGAACACAGACAGAAGUUAACACAACAACUUCAACAACGACAACUAAACGGGAGUUUGUUUAAGCUGGAAUGAAUAUAUCUGAGUCUAGUUACUGUCGUGAGGCCAGAUCUCCACCAGGCCGGGACGAAGCCGGGGGGUAUCCAUGGGUUUCUUCCCCCAGCCCAGGCUCUGAUCGUGGGCUAGGACCCUUCGACCAGACCCCCCUUUAUGGAGGAUCUGGAGAUCGUGGCUCUGCUGGGGGACGCACAGAGGCCAAGAUAGGGGCCGGAGCUGAACCAGGGACAGGGGUGGGAAGCCCUGACUCGACCCACCCAGAAGCACCUUCCCUGGGCAGCGUUGAGGGGAAAGCAGGGGGUGAGUCGAGGAUCCGUCGGCCAAUGAACGCCUUCAUGGUUUGGGCUAAAGACGAGAGGAAACGACUGGCCGUUCAGAACCCAGACCUCCACAAUGCUGUCCUCAGCAAGAUGCUGGGUCAGUCGUGGAAGGCCCUGACUACUCUGGACAAGCGUCCCUUCGUUGAGGAGGCCGAGAGACUCCGCCUCCAACACCUGACGGACCACCCCAACUACAAGUACCGCCCCCGUCGCAAGAAACAGGCCAAAAAGCUCAAACGGGUGGAACCGGGGCUACUGCUCCACAGCCUAACCCAGGGAGGGUCAGGGGUUCCUGGGGUUGGGGAGGGCUACGGACACCCUCUGGAUGGUUAUGGACAUCUUCAUCCACACCACCACCUUCUGCCUCCACUAGGCCACUUCAGGGACCUCCACACUGGGGACACACUGAGCUACGGCCUGCCCACACCGGAGAUGUCGCCUCUGGAUUUGAUGGAGGAGGGGGGUGGAGACGGAGGAGUGUUCUUUCCCCCUCACACACAGGAGGACGUGGAGCUGCAAGGCACCUGGAGUAACUACCACCAUCACCCCCACUAUAACAGCCACCACCAUAGCCACCCUCACAGCCACAGUCAAGGUCAUAGUCAGGGUCAGGGUCAGGGCCAUAAUCAGGGUCAGGGGCCCAUAAUCAGGGUCAGGGCCAUAAUCAGGGUCAGGGCCAUAAUCAGGGUCAGGGCCAUAAUCAGGGUCAGGGCCAUAAUCAGGGUCAGGGUCAGGGUCAUAGUGGUCAUGAUCACCAUCUUAACCAGAGCCAGAGGGGCUCCCUGCUCUGUCGUCGUCCCCAGGAAGUGCCUCAGCCAGGCUCCAGAGCCUACGAACUCUCCCAGUCCUUACUCUAACCACCAGAGCUCCUCUAUAAGCCUGUCUGAGCCAGUCAACCCUCACCAGUCCAUCAGUAGUUCCUCUGUCUCCUCUGUGUCCUCUGGUUACUAUAGUUACCUGUACAAUAACGCUGGACCAGACACCCCCCAGGCCUCCCACCUGGGGCAGCUCUCUCCCCCACCCGAAUCCUCCUCUUCCUCACUGGCCCCCACCUCCAACCCUAAACCCCAGGCCCUGGACUCCGUAGACCAGGCUGGAUCCAACCACGUAGGCCUGACGUCAGUUGAGUUCUGGACAGAAGUGGACCGCCGUGAGUUUGACCAGUACCUCAGUGCUAACCGGACUCGUAUGGAGGGGUAUGGGAGUAACCUCGUUCCCGUCUCUAAAUCCACGGAGGGGUACGGUAGUGUCCCCGUGUCGAAAGCUCUGGAGGGGUACACCAACGUACCCCUCUCUAAACCACUAGGGAGGAUCUAUGAGGAGAGCCAGAGUAGUCCUCUCAUCUCUGCUCUCGCUGAUGCUAGUAGUGCUGUCUACUACGGUACCUGUAUUACUGGGUAGACACCUUACUGACUGCUGGUAGUCUUUGGCUGUGUGCCAGAGUCUAGUAUGGUCUAGGGCAGCCUACAAUACUUUUUUGGUCAAAUACAGUAUGUUAAACAUACUGUCAUACUGGAGUGGGACUUGAUGUAGUUUGCACUAUGGAAUAGGCCACAGAAGUGCAAACACUAAAUGAAGGCAAGUACACCUAAAAAAAAGUAUUAAAAAAAUAAAAAUACAUUUUUUGAAAGCAUUGGAUUGAUGUGCUUGACCCCAGGUCUGCAGUUGACCUUUAAGGACUUUCAGGGUAGGAUUACUACAAUGCAUUAUAGACCACUACAGACCACUACAGACCACCACAGACCACUACAGACCACCACAGACACUACAGACCACUACAGACCACUACAAUAUAUUAUAGACCACUACAGACCACUACAGACCACCACAGACCACUACAGACCACCACAGACACUACAGACCACUACAGACCACUACA